Molecule: messenger RNA, 680 nt
Organism: Physeter macrocephalus (sperm whale)
Lineage: Eukaryota; Metazoa; Chordata; Mammalia; Artiodactyla; Physeteridae
Product: deoxyhypusine hydroxylase-like
Exons: 1
Biological process (GO): peptidyl-hypusine biosynthetic process
Molecular function (GO): deoxyhypusine monooxygenase activity
Source: RefSeq, a predicted model, not a curated record
CCCCUCCUGGCCCUCUGCCCCUGGUCACUCUCUAAUCACAGCAGCCCCUGCUGGUUUGUCUCCAGUCUGGAAGGAUCGGUUGGUCCUUUGUCUGUUGGCUCCACCCCUGCUAAACCGGGAGCCCUGGGGGCUGGGGGAGGGCCCGGCACAUCCACCCCCCUGUCCCCGCAGGUGGCAGAGACGUGCCAGCUGGCCGUCCGGCGGCUGGAGUGGCUGCAGCGGCACAGCGGGGAGCCGGUGGCUCAGGGGCCCUACCUCUCCGUGGAUCCGGCCCCAUCCGCCGAGGAGCGCGACGUGGGGCGGCUGCGGGUGGCGCUGCUGGAUGAGGCCCGGCCGCUCUUUGACCGAUACCGAGCCAUGUUCGCCCUGCGCGAUGCUGGCGGGGAGGAGGCUGCCCUGGCGCUGGCCGAGGGUGAGGAGGGACCCCGGGGGCAGGGUCGGGGCCCCUUGGGGAGGCCCAGUGGCCACAUCUGUCUUACGGGGCAGCCCAGCGUCCCUGGGCACUUGCAUCCUGGGGCAGGUAACUCCUCUUAUCACCGCCUCUUCUCUGUGGAGGAAGCCUAGGCCCAGAGAGGCAGAGAUACUUGCCCAAGAUCACCAGUGGUCCGAGCAGCAUUGUUGGGAUUUGAUCCCCAGAAGCCCUGUUAUUUUGUUUUUGUUUUUUAAAUUUUUUUGGCCAC